AGCCGACUUGAUUUUCCAUAAUGGUAAAGAGGUGAAGGCAGCUUAUAGGACUUGAUUUUUGCCAAAAUGGUGAAUUUAAUAAAAUGCUAUAGAUAUGAAAAUGUGUCUCUCGUAUUAGAAGCCUAGGAUUAGAUCUCCAAAGAAGUUCUAAAAGAUUGUGGGAGAACUUUAUGUUUACGUGCCGGAGGAUAAACCAAUGAUAUGGAAAUUAAGGAAAAAAAGUUAGCUUCAAGCCAGUUUGAAACUAUCUUCCUUCAAUCCAUUAUGUUGUGAUGGAAAAGAACAUAUGUGUAGUUUUAGUCUCAUGAAUAUUUUAAUGAGUCAUAUGACUUAUUUAAAUAAUGUACAUGAAUAUUCUUAUAAAUUAGGUUGAGGAGAUAGCUUCAAACUGGUUUAGAGCUAGACUUUGUUAGUAAAUUAAUACCGGUGAAUGUGCAUGCAUUUGGAAGGUGGCAUUCUCCCGCAUAAAGGUUAGAUUUGAAGGUAGUUUUGCUCUGUUUGUGUUUGUUAAGGUGAGAGUGUCAUCUUGAAAAAAAAGAUAAUAUAUAGAAUGAUGAAAUUCGUUUAAACACAUGGAUGAUUCUUUUGAAAAAGAAGAAAGACAAGAGAGAGAGAUGUUUGGUCAUACGUAAAGGAAAACAUCAGUGUACUCAAUAAAAACUUUUUUUAUAUGAAUUAUUAACCAGUAUCCUAGAGACACUCAUUAACAUUUUCUAUAUAUAUAUAUAUAUAUAUAAAAGAAGUCAACCUCAGGAACCCUAAUAAUAACACACUUUUGACUUUCCCUACAACUUCUUAAGAAGGGCAUUCUCGGGAAGACAACAUUGUACACGGUUUUUUUUUGAGCAACUGAGAUUAAGAUCUAAGAUCUAGAUCUGCUAACACAUUGGUCAAAACCAAAAACAAUACAUUAACCUUUUACCCACAGUAACAAAAAAGCCACCUUUCAGACACUGCAUCUUCUUCUUCCUCCUCGAUAGUCAAUCAAUGUCAUAGUGUCUGAAAAAAAGAAUUAAAACCUUUUCCUCUGUAUGAAAUUCCUUUGUAUUCUAAAUUCACAAAUUUCAAUUUGCACCCCCCAAAAAAAAAAAAUCCAUCAUAUUCUUUCUCAGUAAUCACACACUCACAGUUUGUGUAGAAAUCCAUGAAUAUUGGUUAUAAUCCAAUCGCAAAAAAUGCAACCCAAAACCCAAUCUCUAGCUCCAGCUCUGACCCUCUUCCCAAAUCUCAAGCCUCCUCACAAAACCCUACUGUUCCAUCAAAUUCUAGUCCUAACGAUCACAUUCUUCGCCUAUGCUUCUUUCCACGCCUCUCGUAAACCCCCAAGCAUCGUCAAGAGCGUGCUUGGUCCCACACUCGAAACCAACAAUUCGACCUCCAUUGAUACCGGUUGGGCCCCAUUUGAUGGGCCUCAAGGGACCCACAGGCUCGGCGAGGUCGACCUCGCGUUCCUGUCUUCCUAUUCGAUAGGAAUGUAUUUCGCCGGCCAUUUGGGUGAUCGAAUGGAUUUGAGGCUGUUCCUUGUGUUUGGGAUGAUGGGUAGCGGUGUUUUUACUAUGGUUUUUGGAUUUGGGUAUUGGUUGGAUUUGCAUUUGUUGGGUUUUUUCGUUGGGGUUCAGAUUGUUUGUGGUUUGUUUCAGUCAAUUGGGUGGCCUUGUGUGGUGGCAAUUGUGGGGAAUUGGUUUGGGAAAUCUAAGAGGGGUUUGAUCAUGGGGGUUUGGAAUUCACAUACCUCGGUUGGGAACAUUAUUGGUUCGGUUGUGGCUUCCGGGGUUUUGGAAUUCGGGUGGGGUUGGUCUUUUUUGGUGCCUGGUUUGUUGUUGAUUGUGGUUGGGAUUUUGGUGUUUAUGUUUCUUGUUGUGAGUCCUGAGGACUUGGGGUUAGAGUGUCCUGGAAUGGAGGUUGAGAUGAAUGUGGAGGUGAAUGGGGAUUCAGAGAGAGUGGUAUCGGAGGAAGCGGGGCUUUUGGGAAAUGAGAGUUUGGAUACUUUGUCGUCUGCAAUUGGUUUUUUGGAGGCAUGGAGGCUGCCGGGUGUGGCGCCUUUUGCUUUCUGCCUUUUCUUCUCGAAGCUGGUGGCUUACACUUUUCUGUAUUGGUUGCCCUUCUACAUUAGGCAUACAGCUGUUGCUGGUGUGUAUUUGUCACACAAAUCUGCUGGGAUCCUCUCAACAAUUUUCGAUAUUGGAGGGGUCUUUGGUGGAAUUUUGGCAGGAUACAUAUCUGAUUUGAUUGAUGCUCGUGCGGUUACUUCAAUCUCAUUCUUGUUACUAUCAAUUCCAGCCCUUGUUUUCUACCGUGUAUAUGGAGGCCUCUCUAUGUUUGCCAACAUUGGAUUGAUGUUUCUUUCUGGAUUGCUUGUAAAUGGUCCAUACUCACUCAUUACAACGGCUGUUGCUGCCGAUCUUGGUACCCAGAGUUUUGUUAGAGGGAAUUCCCGAGCAUUAGCUACUGUAACUGCUAUUAUAGAUGGUACUGGUUCUGUAGGGGCAGCGCUUGGUCCACUAUUGGCUGGGUAUAUUUCCUCUAGAGGAUGGAAUGGCGUCUUUUUUAUGCUUAUUCUUGCUAUUUUCUUUGCGAUUUUGUUCUUGAUUCGUGUUGCAAGAACUGAGAUUAAAGGGAAAUUGAAUGAGGGAAAAUGGUUUUGGAACAGCAUAAGCUCACAUUGAUUGUGAAUUUCUUUGAGGCAUGAAUCAUGUUUCUUAUUGUACCUUUAUAGGAGGGAAGAGUGUAUUUCGCAUAGGAAACAACACAUAGAUAGAGAAGUUACUUGAGUGAUCAUACAUGUACGUCUUUCUUGUAUCUCAUUCUUUAUUCAUAGAUAAUGUUUAUACAUGUACAAGAACUACUUAUCCA
Messenger RNA from Quercus lobata, 2853 nucleotides. RefSeq names its product Major facilitator superfamily protein (gene G3PP5). Gene Ontology annotation, molecular function: transmembrane transporter activity. Gene Ontology annotation, cellular component: endoplasmic reticulum membrane. The coding region runs from base 1176 to 2666 and encodes 496 amino acids. The record is from RefSeq and is a predicted model, not a curated record. The transcript has 2 exons. Gene Ontology annotation, biological process: transmembrane transport. NCBI's taxonomy places the organism in Eukaryota, Viridiplantae, Streptophyta, Magnoliopsida, Fagales, Fagaceae.